UUCCUAAAGAGAUUAAAAGGGUGCGGCUAAGUGAUAUUAACACUCGGAAGGAUAUCUCACAGCAUCCGCACGAAGUAGUUCCGAGACUAGAACAGGGAUCACCUUGAGCUGCAGAAGUGUAGCGUCUGUUACAUCACUUUGAGCUCUUCUCCAGUUUAAAGGACCACUCGCUCUACACCAGUGAAAACCAUGCAAAAGGCUCAAGAUAUGGGCACUGCCUUCAUUCAGACGCAGCAGCUCAGUGCUGCCAUGGCGGACACCUUCCUGGAACACAUGUGCCUGCUAGACAUCGACUCUGACCCCACCACCGCACGCAAUACUGGCAUCAUCUGUACUAUCGGACCAGCCUCUCGAUCUGUGGAUAUGCUCAAGGAGAUGAUAAAGUCUGGAAUGAACAUUGCACGCUUAAACUUUUCUCAUGGAACACAUGAGUAUCAUGCUCAGACAAUCAAGAAUGUCCGUGAGGCCUGUGAAAGCUUUGAACCAGGCAGCAUCAGCUACAGACCUAUUGGCAUUGCCUUGGACACUAAAGGACCAGAAAUCAGGACCGGCCUCAUUCAUGGGAGUGGUACUGCAGAAGUGGAGCUAAAGAAGGGCAACAUGAUCAAGAUCACCUUGGAUGAUGCGUAUCAAGAGAAAUGCAGUGAUCAGAUUCUGUGGCUCGACUACAAAAACAUUACCAAAGUGGUGGAAGUGGGCAGCAAAAUUUACAUUGAUGAUGGACUUAUAUCUCUACAGGUUAUGGAGAUGGGUUCUGAUUACCUUAUGUGUGAGAUUGAGAAUGGUGGCAGCCUGGGAAGUAAGAAGGGAGUGAACUUGCCUGGUGCCGCCGUGGACCUGCCAGCAGUCUCUGAAAAGGACGUCCAGGACCUGCAGUUUGGCGUGGAGCAGGGAGUUGACAUGGUGUUCGCCUCUUUCAUCCGUAAAGCUGCAGAUGUACAUGCUGUUAGGGCAGUACUGGGAGACAAGGGCAAAAACAUCAAGAUCGUCAGUAAGAUUGAGAAUCAUGAGGGUGUGCGCAGAUUUGAUGAGAUUAUGGAGGCCAGUGAUGGGAUUAUGGUGGCUCGUGGCGACCUCGGGAUUGAAAUUCCCACAGAGAAAGUGUUUGUGGCCCAAAAAAUGAUGAUUGGACGCUGCAACAGAGCUGGCAAACCAAUCACAUGUGCCACUCAGAUGUUGGAGAGCAUGAUCAAGAAGCCAAGACCCACUCGUGCUGAGGGCAGUGAUGUUGCCAACGCUGUUUUGGAUGGCGCAGACUGCAUUAUGUUGAGUGGUGAGACAGCCAAGGGAGACUACCCCCUGGAGGCCGUGCGCACACAACACAUGAUAGCUCGAGAGGCAGAGGCAGCCACCUUCCACAGACAGCUGUUUGAGGAGCUCAGAAGACACUCCCAGUUGACCAGAGACCCCUCUGAGGCUGUAGCUGUGGGAGCUGUGGAAGCCUCCUUCAAGUCCUGUGCUAGUGCCAUUGUAGUUCUCACCAAGAGUGGAAGGUCCGCUCACCUGAUCUCUAGGUACAGACCUCGUGCCCCCAUCAUUGCUGUUACUCGCAAUGCGCAGACAGCUCGCCAAGCCCAUCUGUACCGUGGCAUCUUCCCAGUUCUUUACACUAACCCUGCCCAUGAUGUUUGGGCUGAGGAUGUGGACAUGCGUGUCAACUUUGCAAUGGAAAUGGGUAAAGCUCGAGGCUUCUUCAAAGAAGGAGAUGUAGUUAUCAUCCUCACCGGCUGGCGCCCUGGCUCUGGUUAUACCAACACCAUGCGUGUGGUUCUGGUGCCCUGAAAGGUCACUGGCUCUUUCAUAGCUCUUCUUCACACACUCCAAGGCUCUCCCCACACAACCAAAAUGACUCCAACAUUCAAAUAAUUUAUUUGGAAAGUAUGAAGUAUACAAUAAGAGCUAUGUUUUCCAUCCAUGCCACACUGUAUCCAUUCCUUGUUUGUUUGCCAGUAAAACUAUAGUCUAUAGGGCUCAGAUUCAACAGCUUGUCCUAAUCUGCUGUAUCUCAAAUGUCUCUUAUGCAUCAAUCUGAGGUGAGAUUGAUGGGGCAGAAUGAAAUACUGCUGUUCACUCCAGUGCAGCUGCAGCUCCAUUGUCAUAAAGCCAGCCUUUACAGUAAUAGAUGUUUGUUGCAUUCCUAACCUAAUUCAGACAAUAUUGUAUUCAUAUUACUUCUAUUCAAUGCCAUGAUAUGUAUUUUGUCUAUAUAGAUACAGGCAGAUUUUGGAGGUCGAAAUGUGUUUGAACAAGUUACUGUAUUGUGUUGGUGUGUCAUAAUGCCUUUGCAUUUUCAAUUUGGGUCAAAUGUUCAUUGGCACUUAAGAAUCUUGUGAUUCGCAAAAGUUAACUGAUAUGAAUAAGCACUUUUCUGGGUUUUUCCCCCAGUGGGAGAUGUGAAGUCGAGUCCUGCUGGGCAUCUUUCCUGUGUUAGUGACCCACAUAGCUUUGUGUCUUGUAUGCUUUUGAUUGUAAUGCCUGAGUGUAUGAAAUAAGUGUAAAAGGAAGUUUAGCUGUGUACUGGGCUAUCCUAUUAGACUGGAUUUAUUUCAAUAAAAGAAAUAGUACCACA
Boleophthalmus pectinirostris (great blue-spotted mudskipper) is the source of this 2569-nucleotide messenger RNA. It is a transcript of the gene pkma, whose product is annotated as pyruvate kinase M1/2a. The record is from RefSeq and is a predicted model, not a curated record. Gene Ontology annotation, molecular function: pyruvate kinase activity; magnesium ion binding; potassium ion binding. Gene Ontology annotation, biological process: glycolytic process. The transcript is spliced from 11 exons. The coding region runs from base 190 to 1782 and encodes 530 amino acids. Gene Ontology annotation, cellular component: cytoplasm. NCBI's taxonomy places the organism in Eukaryota, Metazoa, Chordata, Actinopteri, Gobiiformes, Gobiidae.